CGAAACAACUUAGAGUCGGGCGAAGUAUGUUGACUAGCGAUGCACGGUCUCAAUUUCGAUUGAUUUUUAUUUCAAGCCACCGUUAUGUCUGUCGUUGAAUACCGUAAUGUGCUGUAUCAGUUUAGCAAGGAGAUCGACUGGCAAAAUGAACGCGAACGAAUGAUAUUUAUUUGCAAAGGGUUUCUUCCUGAUGGAUCUGUAGACGAUAUUACGGACGUUAUUUCGUUGCUUUCCAAGUUAGAGGAAAAUAAUCUUCUUGAAAUUGAUCGUCUUUAUGUAUUGAAGGAACUCCUUAAGGGGCUGAGAAAAUGGGAUCUUCUUCGACUGUUGGAGCGAUUUGAAGUGAAGAGAAAGGAUUACAAACAGCUUCUGGAGCGGAUAAGUCGGGCACUCGACGAGUCCAAUGAACUGCCACGACUCAUUUCAAUUUGUAGAAGACAAAAUCUAAUUGCUCAUGAAAGAGAAGAACGUAUCUUAAACUUGAACUCAUUGUUCACAGAGUUAGAACAACAGAACAAUCUGGGGAUAGAAAACCUCACUAUCCUGAAAUCCUUAGCAACCGAGGUAGAGAAACCAGAUUUGUGUAAACUAGUAGAGGAGUUUGGGAAGAAGAGAAAACAGGAAGAUGGUGCCGAGAGGGAGAGAAAAGAGUGGGACGACUGCAAACGAAGAGCACAAGCUAAGGCUGCUUCAGUUCUUACCAGUGGAAUAAAUAUUGGAGAAAGAGUAAUAGGAGUUGUAACACCUCAUUGUACUUUCCGCAAUCUUACUGGUGGUGCUGUGGUUGUUACUACAUGGAUGGUCCUUCGCAGGAGUCCCAGUAUGGAAGCAUUUGUCGAUGCUUUCAAAGAAGCUGUUCUUCCAUUUGGAAAUUUUUUACGUGCAAUUAGUGAGGGAUCGACCCGAUUUAUAAUUCAAUCAGAAAGCAUUUCCGCUCUUGAUGCAUUGUGGCAAAGUUAUCAAGACGAAACACUACCGACAGAUUUACAAGAGUUUCUUGUGACUGAGGAAAUAAAGCAGCUGGCAGGUGGUGAGGUAACGUUGACUGUCCGCAUCGACGAGGAUGAAUACAGAAAUGCCAUGUUCGAUUUGAUGAUAUCUGAAACAGAAGAUUUAGAAACGGAACUUCAAGAAAAGAGAGGAUUAAUAGAACGAGCAAAUUCUGACUCAGACCUUUUAAAAGAACGAAAAAUGACCACAGAUGAUACAAGAGAUCCUUCUCCAGAGAAAGGGUUUUUACCAUUUCGCAGAAAAGUUCUUGUAGAAGAAUAUUUGGAAAAUAUUCAGGAGACGUACAGCGAAAUCGCGCGGCAAAGGGAUAGUGGAGUAGGGACCUGGAGUAAUGCGCCUUCUGAAUAUGGAUUCGACAAAGGCGAAGGUGACAGACUUGAACAGCUCGACCUAUUCGAAGUCUCGUUCAAAGAUGUCAUGGACAAAUGGAACAGCCUUCAUGAGGUAUUCAGAGAGGCAUACCCAUAUGAAGCUUUCAACGUGAAGAAAAAAAUGGAUAGCAUCAGAUUCACUUUAAAGGCCUUGAAAGAGGGUGAAAGAAUGUGGAUGCAUGCAGAACAUAUUUUGUCAUCGUCAAAUAGACCUGAAGCUAUCAUAACACAACUGAAAAUCUCGCUACAGUUAGGUGAAUAUUGUUUCACAAAACCCACCUCUAAGGAGAAAACAUUGAUCCGUGGCUUCGCAAGGAAAGCUAAAAUUUUAAAAAGAAUGGACGUGUUCGAUCACUUAAGGCAGAUCACACCAGGAGGGACAACAGGUCCUUUGUUACCUGAUGACUUGCUUAUCGAUGAAAUGCCGGAAAUAAAGAAAGAGAUCCUAUCGAGUUUUAUUCAGCGUUAUCUCCCAAGAGAUCGUCCUUUUCUAAAGUGGCUGAAUUUGAGUCUAAAAGAUAUUUUUAUGGUACGAAUAGAAAAAAAUUUACUGCAUAUCAUCAUCAAGCGAAACGGAUUGAGAACAGUGGGUGAGCUGUAUGACUUUCUAAGUGAACAUAGGCUGGCUUACAUUGCCGUGAUGCUUUAAAGGCCUUGACACUACCCGCUCGCGAAGAUAUCUCGAUCUCAUGUCUUCUUGCACUAUUCUAUAACAUGAUGAAUCGGCUUACCUUUACCACAGAGGAGAGAUGAUUUGCAGCUAAAUUUAGUUAUAAUUACUUGACAUGAACAAAAUUCUCGAUAGUUCCCCGGGCUUAGUUUGGUAGCGAAGUCAAAGAAAUUAGAAAGAAAAACUUCCUUACAGUCAUUCUGAAGAGAAAUCUGUAAGUCGGUAGGUAGUUUUGUAUUGUGCAUGUUAGUUUUUCGUUUUAAGGUAAAUUUUAGCAUUUUUACUUUUAUUAGUUACUGAUGGUAAUUUUUAAGUUAUUUCUUACGCCAGUAAUCAGUACUCAUUUAGGAGUCGUAAAUAAUGUUUGUCUUUGCCAACUUUGGUCUAGUACUAUUUAAACGAUACCUAACAUAAUAACCCAAUAUCUGGGCACAGACCCAUAGAUAAAAUAACGAGAAAAGUUACGGAAAACCCCAUAUUUCCAAUGAGUAUUUAGAAAAAGCUAUUUUAAAAUGGCGAUUUUUUUAGGUGCGAAUUAAAAACCUUUAGAUAUUUAGUAAGGGAACAAUAUUAAGAACUGGGCACAGACCAAGAUCCUCGGAUGUAAGCCUGGGUAGGAGUUAAUGAUGAAUAUCAAAAGUGUAGGGGAGGGUAUUCCGACCAGCAUUUAGCGAGUGCAGGUUCAAAGACGUAACUGAGGAAAAAAGAAUAAAUGACAUGCCUAAUCCUCACAAUAACAUCCUGAUAAAAGACGAUUUGAUCUGAUAACUACAACCCUCGACAAAGUUUUCGGGACACAACAACAAAACGGUUGAUAAUGAACACAUAUCGAAACCAUGAAACGAACAAUACCUACAAGCUUCUGUUCUCGCGAAAAUUUUUGGCUAGAAUAGUAGGCGUCCCCUUUGUAGUUAAAUGAAAUAAAACCUUAUUUGCAUAUCACGCGCAGUUAACCAAUAUGUCAACUUAUUGACACACAGUGAAGCUAUUAGAUCAGAGUGUAGCAGAAUUCGAGUAAGUCAAUUUUACCAUUCGUUUCUACGGCAAAAGCCAGAAAAUUAAAUCUGGUUUUUCUAGUCAUUUUCUUCAUGAAUGAUAAUCUUUCUAUCAAUCCUUGUAAGAAAAGGCAUUCAAAACCGGUUUCACAGUUAAAAGUAGUGUGGAUUUAGAUCAAAUCACUCUACCCAACUUGAUGCCGUUACCCUCUACGAUUUCGUUCGACGUGGACUGGAUCAAGGUUUACUCACUGGCACUGUGUUUAUUGACUCGAGUAAAGCAUUUGAUUCUGUCGAUCACGAUCUAUUGAUAAACAAGCUAGAGUCAUGAAGCUAAGAACACUGAACUGAAUUGGUUCAAAAGCUAUUUAUCUGAUCGCAAGCAAGUUGGGAGACCUCUGACUAUGCCCAAUUACGUCUGGGGAUCCCCAAGGAUCAGUUUUCGGUCCCUUAUUGUCUAUUUUAUUUAUAGAUGAUCUCCCAAAGGUUUGAACUAAAUGCCAGAAUUUGAUGUCUGCUGACGACACGGUUAUAAUGUAACUAUUUUGGUGAUAGAGGACACCUUGACAAACGAAUUGGCAUUGGUAAAUAAAUGGCUCAUAGCUAGACAAUAAGUUGUUCAUGCAUAAGGGCAAAACGGAGUGUAUCCUCACGGUUUUCUGGCACUGGCUCUAGGCUGGCACUUUCUACUUCUUUCUCUGUAGUUAUUGAUGGAAAAGCACUUAGUGGCGCUUCAGAUUAUAAAUAUCUGGGAGUUGUUCUCGAUGCGUCGCUUACGUGGAAUGCACACGCUGAAUUCUUGAUCGGUAAGGGUAGAAAGAGAUUAGCAAUGUUUGGCCGAAUUAGGAAAAACGUAAACAUGUACACGGUAGGUACCGUUUAUAAGUCGUUUAUUCUCUCUAUUCUUGAUUACUGCGAUACUGUGUGGAGCUGCUGCAGGAGGAUUAACGCUGAUAAGUUGGAGUAAAUUCAGAGGCGCGCUGCUCGUAUUGUUAUGCGUCUGGGGAGCAGCGAAAAAGCGCUAAAUUUCUUAGGUCACGUAACUCGGUAGAAAAGGCGCGAGAACCACGUACGCAAUCUAGUUAAGAAAUGCUUAGGCAACUUUUGUCCACAGUUGUUUAUGUACUACUCCAAUCAUAAUAAAGAUGUAUUGCCCAGAACAACAAGGAGCAGUGGUAAACUUAAACUCCUCCGGUCUAUUAAGAUAGAAUGUAUAAAAAAGGCCAUUUUUAUAAUGGCUGUGUAAUUUUUAAUCAGAUUUAAUUUUAAUAUUUUCAUGAUUUUGCUCGUAAUUUUAUGUUUGAGUCCUUUAUAUAACAUUUUAUAGUUAAUAUAUAGCAUUUUAUAGCUAAUCAUCACUAUUAUUCCUAUUAAUUUUUUUCAUCAUAUGUGUAGGGCCUCCAUGGAUAGCAGUUUUUUUUUAUCUUGUACAAAAACUGAAGGAGUUACCCUAUUGAAAAGCUUUCUUAAAAAAUAGCAUUUAUUCGAAUAGAAAUGUGUAGUGAAAUAAGAUUUGGAAAGCUCGCUAUCUUAUUACUUACUUCACUCAUUUAUUUUGAAGUUAAUGCAAAUAGUUUAACAACGUCAUGAAGACCAUUAAGGGCAGACAGGAAGAAGUUAAGUUUUAGCCGUUUGCUAUAUAGUGUAAAAAUACAUAUCCAAGAUUCAUUAGAAGCGCGGACCUUGCAUUUCAACGAUGA
This is a messenger RNA of Stylophora pistillata, 4747 nucleotides long. RefSeq lists its product as uncharacterized. Lineage: Eukaryota; Metazoa; Cnidaria; Anthozoa; Scleractinia; Pocilloporidae. Gene Ontology annotation, biological process: regulation of apoptotic process. The record is from RefSeq and is a predicted model, not a curated record. Gene Ontology annotation, molecular function: protein binding.